Messenger RNA from Urocitellus parryii (Arctic ground squirrel), 4959 nucleotides. RefSeq names its product SIN3 transcription regulator family member B (gene Sin3b). Gene Ontology annotation, cellular component: chromatin; Sin3-type complex. Gene Ontology annotation, molecular function: transcription corepressor activity. Gene Ontology annotation, biological process: negative regulation of transcription by RNA polymerase II. NCBI's taxonomy places the organism in Eukaryota, Metazoa, Chordata, Mammalia, Rodentia, Sciuridae. The record is from RefSeq and is a predicted model, not a curated record.
UCUGACUUCCAACAUGGCGCACGCAGGUAGCGGCGGCGGCAGCGGGGGCUCCGCGGGCCGGGGGCUGAGCGGCGCCCGCUGGGGUCGCUCCGGUUCCGCGGGCCACGAGAAGUUGCCGGUGCACGUUGAGGACGCCCUCACCUACCUGGACCAGGUGAAGAUCCGCUUUGGCAGUGACCCCGCCACCUACAACGGCUUCCUGGAGAUCAUGAAGGAGUUCAAAAGCCAGAGCAUCGAUACUCCUGGAGUCAUCAGGCGUGUCUCACAGCUCUUCCACGAGCACCCUGACCUCAUUGUUGGAUUUAAUGCUUUCCUUCCCCUCGGAUACAGAAUAGACAUUCCCAAGAAUGGCAAGUUAAACAUACAGUCGCCUCUGACAAGCCAGGAGAAUUCGCACAACCAUGGUGACUGUGCAGAAGACUUCAAGCAGCAGAUGCCGUAUAAGGAGGACAAACCCCAGGUGCCCUUGGAGUCAGAUUCUGUAGAAUUCAACAACGCCAUCAGCUAUGUGAACAAGAUUAAGACCCGCUUCCUGGACCACCCAGAGAUCUACAGGUCAUUCCUAGAGAUACUCCACACUUACCAGAAGGAGCAACUACACACGAAGGGCCGGCCGUUCCGAGGCAUGUCUGAAGAGGAGGUCUUCACUGAGGUGGCCAACCUCUUCCGGGGCCAGGAGGACCUGCUGUCUGAGUUUGGACAGUUCCUGCCUGAAGCCAAGCGGUCUCUGUUCACAGGCAACGGGCCAUGUGAAAUGAACAACGUCCAGAAGAGCGACCAUGACAAGAGUCUGGAGCACGGCAAGAAGCGCUCCCGGCCCUCGCUCCUCCGGCCCGUGUCCGCCCCUGCCAAGAAGAAGAUGAAACUCCGAGGUACCAAAGACCUGUCCCUCGCGGCCGUGGGGAAGUACGGGACCCUGCAGGAGUUCUCCUUCUUUGAUAAGGUGCGCAGGGUGCUGAAGAGCCAGGAGGUGUACGAGAACUUCCUGCGCUGCAUCGCCCUCUUCAACCAGGAGCUGGUGUCGGGCUCCGAGCUCCUGCAGCUGGUCAGCCCGUUUCUAGGGAAAUUUCCAGAACUGUUUGCACAAUUCAAGUCUUUCCUGGGGGUAAAAGAGCUGUCGUUUGCGCCACCCAUGAGCGACCGAUCUGGGGAUGGAAUAAGCCGGGAAAUUGACUAUGCAUCCUGCAAGCGCAUCGGGUCCAGCUACCGGGCUCUCCCCAAAACCUACCAGCAGCCCAAGUGCAGCGGGAGGACAGCCAUCUGCAAGGAGGUGCUGAAUGACACCUGGGUCUCCUUCCCCUCCUGGUCAGAAGACUCCACCUUCGUCAGCUCCAAGAAGACGCCCUACGAGGAGCAGCUGCACCGCUGUGAGGACGAGCGAUUCGAGUUAGAUGUUGUCCUGGAGACCAACCUGGCCACCAUCCGUGUGUUGGAAAGUGUGCAGAAGAAGCUCUCGCGGAUGGCACCAGAAGACCAGGAGAAGUUCCGGCUGGAUGACUCCCUGGGCGGCACGUCGGAGGUGAUCCAGAGGCGCGCCAUUCACCGCAUCUAUGGUGACAAAGCCCCUGAGAUCAUCGAGAGCCUCAAGAAGAACCCCGUCACCGCCGUGCCUGUCGUCCUGAAGAGGCUGAAGGCCAAGGAGGAGGAGUGGCGGGAGGCCCAGCAGGGCUUCAACAAGAUCUGGCGCGAGCAGUAUGAGAAGGCCUACCUCAAGUCCCUGGACCACCAAGCCGUGAACUUCAAGCAGAACGACACCAAGGCCUUGCGCUCCAAGAGUUUGCUCAACGAGAUCGAGAGUGUCUAUGAUGAGCACCAGGAGCAGCACUCGGAGGGCCGCAGUGCCCCCUCCAGCGAGCCGCACCUCAUCUUCGUCUAUGAGGACAGGCAGAUCUUGGAGGACGCGGCGGCCCUCAUCAGCUACUACGUGAAGCGGCAGCCAGCCAUCCAGAAGGAGGACCAGGGCACCAUCCACCAGCUGCUGCACCACUUCCUGCCCAGCCUCUUCUUCUCCCAGCAGCUGGACCUGGCGGCUUCAGAGGAGUCAGCCGAUGAGGACCGGGACGGCCCCCAGGGCCAGAGCUCAGACCCCAGCGAACGAAAGAAGCCAGCAUCAGGGCCACAGAGCAGCCCCCCAGAGGAGAAGGGGACCUUUGGGGACACGCCAGCUGCUGAGCAGCCACUUGCACCACCACCCAAGCCGCUGGACGACGUGUAUAGUCUCUUCUUCGCCAAUAACAACUGGUACUUCUUCCUGCGCCUGCACCAGACCCUGUGCUCCAGGCUCCUGAGGAUCUACCGCCAGGCCCAGAAGCAGCUGCUGGAGCACCGCACCGAGAAGGAGCGGGAGCAGCUGCUGUGCGAGGGCCGCAGGGAGAAGGGCAGCGACCCCGCCAUGGAGCUGCGCCUCAAGCAGCCCAGUGAGGUGGAGCUGGAGGAGUAUUACCCGGCCUUCCUGGACAUGGUGCGGAGCCUGCUGGAGGGGAGCAUCGACCCCACGCAGUACGAGGACACCCUGCGCGAGAUGUUCACCAUCCACGCCUACAUCGGCUUCACCAUGGACAAGCUGGUACAGAACAUCGCACGACAGCUGCACCACCUGGUGAGCGACGACGUGUGCCUGAAGGUGGUGGAGCUCUACCUGAAUGAGAAGAAGCGGGGAGCUGCUGGCGGGAACCUGUCUUCCCGCUGUGUCCGAGCCGCCAGGGAGACCAGCUACCAGUGGAGGGCGGAGCGCUGCAUGGCCGACGAGAACUGCUUCAAGGUGAUGUUCCUUCAGCGCAAAGGACAGGUGAUCAUGACCAUCGAGCUACUGGACACUGAAGAGGCCCAGACAGAGGACCCUGUGGAGGUCCAGCACUUGGCCCGCUACGUGGAGCAGUACGUGGGGACUGAGGGCGCGUCCAGCUCCCCCACCGAGGGCUUCCUGCUGAAACCCGUGUUCCUGCAGAGGAACCUCAAGAAAUUCCGGCGCUGGCAGUGCGAGCAGGUGCGGGCGCUGCGCGGUGAGGCCAAGAGCUCCUGGAAGCGGCUCAUCGGGGUGGAGAGCGCGUGCGACGUGGACUGCCGCUUCAAGCUCAGCACCCACAAGAUGGUGUUCAUCGUGAACUCCGAGGACUACAUGUACCGCCGCGGGACCCUCUGCCGGGCCAAGCAGGUACAGCCCCUGGUGCUGCUCCGCCACCACCAGCACUUCGAGGAGUGGCACAGCCGCUGGCUAGAGGACAAUGUGACCGUGGAGGCAGCCAGCCUGGUACAGGACUGGCUCAUGGGUGAGGAGGACGAGGACAUGGUGCCCUGCAAGACGCUCUGCGAGACGGUGCACGUACACGGCCUGCCCGUCACCCGCUACCGCGUGCAGUACAGCCGCCACCCAGCCUCGCCCUGAGCAGCCCCGAGCAGUGACGCGCCCUUGGCCACAGCCUUCGUCCUUGGGAUGUUUUCCUGAACAAGUUGGGGCCUCUUGUCCCCAGCCCCGCUGCUGCGGGACAGCCAGCCCCAGAGCAAGGCCCUGCCUCCCCUGGGCUCCCUGGCACGUGUGGGCCUGUCCUGUGCCAAACCUGAUCCCUCUGCACUUGGGCCCUGGGCGCAGCCCCGGCCCCCAGGGGUGGGCAGACACCCUGGCCAAGGAGCCCCACUGUGCAUCAGGUGCCAAAUCCCUGCUGGGUGGGCACGUGCCAUCACUGACCCUGAAGUCCCAGGGUCUUGGAAAAGUCACAGGUGACAGAUAUGCAAGGCCUGUGCUUGGGAGGGGCUGGGUGUCCCCAAGACCCUGACACCAAAGUAGCUGGGCCCUGGGUGGACCCACUUGUAAAGCAGGUCCUUCCCCAGCUCCCCAGAAACGUUGCCUGAGGGUUGGGUGUCAGUCGCGCGGGUGUCAGUCGCGCAGCCAGUGAUGGGCACCCUUGGUCAUUCUGGAGAAGAGCCCCUCCAGCCCAGCGCUGGGGCUCCCACCGUAACUGUCCAGACCUGGAGCCGGCGUCUGUGCCUAGAAGACCCCUCUCUGGAUUAGAGAUGCCAGACCCCUUGCUGAUCCAGCAGUCACUCCCUGUCCCUGAGGGGAGGGGCUCAGGCCAGGUGCCUCUCUAGAGUGGUGGCCCCACCCAGGGAGCCCUGGGGCACCUGGUCCUGCCCUGCAGUGGGGGUCCUGGAAGUACAUGUGUGCGCAUGAGCAUCUGUUCCUUUGCGCUCUCCUAGUGGCCCUUACCUCUGCAGCAGCCCAGGCCUGCGGCUUCUUAGGGCUGGGGUCUCUGGACGCCGAGUCUCUGUCCUGCAGCACCACCCCAGCAGCCACGCAGCCCUCUGCCUGUCCCCGGGACAGCUCAGCUGCUCCCGGGGUCAUUUUCUGUCUUUGCGAAGAGCCGAGGUGACCUGUCCCUCACUGGCCMCCAGGCUCUCUCUGCCAGAUCCCACAGGGCGGACUGGGCCAGCGUCUUGGACCUCUUCCCCCAACCUCCUGCCCAGUCCCAGCAUCGGAGGGAGCUGGCCCAGAGCAGCCGAGCUCAGCCUCCUGCAGCACAGCUGUGCCAAACUCAAGGAUCCAGGCAGCAAAGAUGUGUUUCUAGAAGUUUCCUGUGGGACUGGAGGCUCCCAACACCUGUGACCCCAGGCCUGGGCACUUCUGAGCCCAUGAGCCCAACACGGGGCCCUUGCCUGUCCCCAGUGUCUCGCAGGCACUUUGUACGCAGCCUGGUCUCCUAGGAGGGGAUCUGAUCUCGGGGACUCCUGAGCCAGUCCCGCAGCUGGCCGCCUGGGCCCGCCCAGCCCGCAGCCCUCCCCGCCCUCCCCUGUGGCCAGGGGGAGAUGGGGCCUGGGUGCUCCCGAGCCCCUCCCCGCGGCCGUCCCACCUCCCGCAUGCUUCUGUGGAGCGGCCCUCCGUUUCCAAGGAAUUUCUGUUCUGGGGCUUGUCCUUCCUUCGCAGCUGUUUUGAAUGUAGUUUUCCAUUUCUAUUUAUUUGCACAU